CUUCCAGGCAAAUUCCGGCCUCUUCAGAGCCACAUAUUUUAUUUAUUCUCCUGACUUCCACCACCGCCCGUGGAACGACACCCUAAAACAACUCUGGACAAAGGGCGAGGAAAUGCAGAAUCAGAUGUCUGAUGAAGGCUGUAUUUGUGCCGCAAACUUAAAGCAAACUAGCAGUAUCUCGCCAUUGACUUCUUCCAGGGAGUGAGGGAGCUGCCUGUCUGUAGAUUCUCUUUUCUAGGUGUUCUGUCUGGUGGAAGCUGCCUGCAAUAAGCGAGAUAACGUUUUUCAUUAAAAAAGAGGAUCGAAGCGUUGUUGACAUAGCGUCAUGGCAGCUGCAGUCAGUCCCCAUCUGAAGGAAGUUACACUUGUAAAAGUAUGCGGAAGGCCAAUCAGCACCAGUCAUCCUGUUGCGUCAAACAUCCGGAAUGAAGCCAACUUUUGGAAGGGUGUUCACCUUAGAAGACCUGGAUCUAUGCUCCGGAAAAGUCUUUGGGGGUUCAGCUGGGGUGGCCUUAAGCAAGACCAUCAAAUCCUCCUGCCCGGGCAUACUGGAAUUUGGCAGGGCGCUAGUCAAAGACACAAUGCGGGUCCAACUCGUCUACAGAGCAGAACUUGCUUCAGAGCAUCGCUUUCCUCUGCAACUCCAAGCGGCGUCGUCGUGACUGGUGCGUCAAAAGGGCUGGGUUUCGCCCUUGCUCAGGAGUUUCUGAAGCAAGGGGACAAUCUGGUCAUAUGCUCACGUACCCAGGAGGGUGUGGACAAAGCUGUGGCCUCUCUUAGAGGCUUGGAGAAUGCCUCCGGAGGGCGGGUUCACGGGUUGAAGUGCAAUGUAGGGGCGGCAGAGGAUGUGGAAAAGCUGAGUGUGUUUGCCCAAGAAAAACUAGGGACGGUGCACAUCUGGUUGAACAACGCAGGCCAGGUGACCAGCAAGCGCCUCCUUGCAGACGUGCCCAUAGACGAGAUCCAGUCCGCGGUGUCCUGCAAUGUGUUGGGGUCUCUCUUCGGCAGCCGCGCGGCCGUUCAGCUGAUGCGGGAACAACCGGGAGCCCGAGAGGGCCCCCCACAAUAUCAUAUCCUCAACUUCGGCUUCACAGACUUUGGGGUGAAAAACACAAAGAGCGCCACCACGCACAAGGCGACCAAGUCCAGCUUGAUGUGGCUCACGAGGGCGCUUUUGGACGAACUGAAGGAAGCUGGUCUUCUGGGCAUUGGCGUCCAUAAUUGCUCUCCCGGUAUGGUCCUAACCGACCUUCUUCUCAAAGACUCCACUCCGUCUGCUCGGCGCUUCUUCAACGCUUUGGCCGAAGAACCUGAAACGGUUGCGGCUGGGUUGGUGCCCAAGAUAAAAGAGCUCAGCUUGCGCGACGCAAGUGUUAAUUAUCUCACUCCAUUCGGGGCUGUUAGCAAAAUCGUAACGGGUCUGCCGCAGAUAGUGCAAGGUGGAAGAUUCUUUGAUAAAGAGGGGAAGCGAGUGCAACAGCCUGGAGCAGAAUAUGCAGAAAACGGAGUUCGAGUGCAAUUAAGCGAGAAGGUGAGCGCUCCUGAGUUGCACGAAGAGAGGACGCAGGUAUACUGAUGGGCAGUGUUGCUGUUCUGUGUCGCUCUGCAAAGGGGCAAAGAAAUCAAGGGUAGGACGAGUUAUGUGACCCAUGAUCUCUCAACUAAUAACGAGCUUUCCUGAGCGUUCAUCCGCAAUGAAGCAGAUCUGUAACCGUUGAGAGUAGUCAUGUCUGAUAUUCAAGGAACAGGAGCAAUGAAGUUUGCUCUUAGGUGUGCGCAACUUGAUCAGUGCGGUGGACCCGUUGGAACUGUGAUCGAAUCAUCAACUUCGACCAUUUGACCUUCUGUGAACGGAAGCUGUGAUUCCAAACUUGUACCAAAUAUUGGCCGCCGUAGCUUGUUCUAAGCAGGCAACAGCUGGAAUCUGCAUUGGAC
This is a messenger RNA of Klebsormidium nitens, 1935 nucleotides long. The record is from the annotation of a GenBank genome assembly. Lineage: Eukaryota; Viridiplantae; Streptophyta; Klebsormidiophyceae; Klebsormidiales; Klebsormidiaceae.